UUCGACUAAAUACACCAAACGACCCAUACCAACAAGGAUCAUCACGAUCAUGUAUUUCGUAUGCAAGUGUUUUUUCACAAAUAACAUUUUUAUUCAGAGAUAUAACCUACAUGUUACUUACCAUGACAAUCAACAGUUUGAACGUGAUUAUCUACAGUUACUCAGAAAACGUGGGUGUGAUACAAAGGAGAAACUUCAGGAAGUUUAUGAAGAAAUUCAGAGGGAAAUUGACAGAAGAAAACGUCUCCAAGAAGAAAGUUUGAAAAGAAAAGAAAUAAUUUCGACUAAAUACAAACCUCGACAUCCUGCAAUUUACCAUUUAAAGGAGGAAUACCUGGCAUCUGAAUUCUUAGACAUUGUCAGCUUCUGUAAAUCUAACAAAACUGCUUCAUAUGACGAAAUUGUCAGCAAAAUCAACGUUUGUGCGGAUCGAGUUUACGCAUUUCCUUUCUUCACUGAUGAGUUUUGCCGCUUGUUUGUAGAAGAAAUGGAACACUUUGAAGAGAGCGACUGUCCGAAAGGUCGUCCAAACACGAUGAAUAAACACGGGGUUCUUCUGAAUGAGAUUGGAUUCGAUGAGAAUUUCUUGUCACCCCUGCGAGAGAACUAUCUGACGCCAAUCACCAGCCUCCUUUAUCCGGAUGUAGGCGGGGCCAGUCUAGACUCCCAUAAAGCAUUUGUUGUGACGUAUAAACUUGGUGAAGAUACGGACCUGAACUAUCACUAUGACAACGCAGAAGUCACCUUAAACGUUUCAAUGGGAAAGGAAUUUUCCGGUGGUGAACUUUACUUUGGUGAUUUGUUUGAACCUCACAAGGCACCCAGUCAGAGUGUAAAAUACGCCGAGUACUCACACAGGCCAACUAUAGCCCUGCUUCAUAGAGGGCAGCACAGACACGGCGCAUUACCGAUAACUAGUGGUGAACGGUACAAUUUAAUUAUAUGGAUGCGAUCAUCGGACAUACGAAAUAGCUGUUGUCCCAUGUGUUCCAACGAACCCGAUCUAAUUCGUUCCGUGGGGUUCGGUGAUGGAUUUACAAAGCAAGAAGAAAUUGUUAAUGUUUGUACUGUUUAAUCAAUUAUAAGCUUAUUAAAACGUAUUGCACACAUUUUUAAAAUAUUUCUUGACUUAAAAUUAUUACAAAGAAUAUAUGGAUGUAAAAUACUCUGGAAUAGUGCAACAUGUACAAUUUAUCACAUUCAUCAACAAAUGGCAAAAAAUAAAAUGUGUUCUAUCUAAAAGGGAAAAACUGCAUGAAAGUAUUAAACAGUAUACAUGGUUACAAAACCGACUUCCACAUAAUUAUUGGG
Molecule: messenger RNA, 1311 nt
Organism: Saccostrea cuccullata (small rock oyster)
Lineage: Eukaryota; Metazoa; Mollusca; Bivalvia; Ostreida; Ostreidae
Product: 2-oxoglutarate and iron-dependent oxygenase domain-containing protein 2-like
Exons: 6
Coding region: 50-1075 (341 amino acids)
Molecular function (GO): iron ion binding; L-ascorbic acid binding; oxidoreductase activity, acting on paired donors, with incorporation or reduction of molecular oxygen
Source: RefSeq, a predicted model, not a curated record